AUGGAAAAUGGAAAAGAUCAGAAAAUCACUUGUGAUAUGAAAACAGAUUUGAAUUUACUUCUUGAAUGUCUUAAGUAUCAAAUGGACCAUCCAAUUUCUCAAAAGGAAGCCUUGGUUACUAUUUAUUCGGUUUGUCAACAAAACAGUGCUGCCUGUGAUUAUUUUAGAGAAAUAGGUGGCUUGAUAUUUGUAUGGAAUCUUGCAAAGUCACAAAUGCACAGUUUGGUUCAAGAAGCUGCUUUAUUUACAUUAGGAGGUUUAGCUGAGAAUAAUGUGUUCUGUCAGCAGAUGUUAUGCACAGCUGAAUUAUUUAAGGAUCUUCGUACGUUUUUAACUAAUAAGGAUUCAAGUAUGAAUUUGAAAAGAAUGUCUGUAUAUGUCUUACUGGUGCUGGUUUCAAAUAAUAACAGUGGACAAACACACAUGAGAGAAUCUGGAUGCCUCAAUGUUCUGCUCCAGUUAUUCAGGAUAAUUCCUUCAGAAUCUCAAAUGAACCUUUUCGAUCAUAAAAUUGAUCAGUAUCAUCUAUGGUCCUCGGUUUGUAGUAAUCUUUGUGUAUGUGUCAACAAUCCUCAGAAUGAGGAAAAUCAGAAAGCCUGUAGUUUGGUUUUUCCAUAUGCAAAAGAUUGGCUGCAAAGUAGUAUGAAGGCUGAGAUAAUUCGCCCAAUAUGUUCAUUCAUUGGUCUCACUGUUGCAAAUAAUUCAAGAACGCAGAAUUUUUUUAUUUCUAUUGGGGGAUUAGCUGUUUUGGAUGAGCUUCUUCUCAAACUGAUACAUGGUUCAUUGGAGAACAAUACAAAUCUAAAACUUGCUGUGGUGGUAAUAAAAACAUUGGAUGCCUGCAUUGCUAACAAUGCUACAGUUGGCAUUCACUUAUCAAAGUAUAACAUUGUGCCUAAUCUACUGAAACUGCUUUCUUACAACAUUUUGGACUCAGGAGAGCGAUUCAGCAUUAUACUUACUCUUGGACAUUGUACAGAAGUCUGUGAGGAAAAUCAGUAUACUCUGAUUAAGAACAAUGGCCUUCCACUUAUGAUUCAAGCCCUAACUGAAAUGCAGGAUGAUGAACUAAAUAAAGCGGCUACCUUUGUAUUGCAAAACUGCAAACAGAUGACUGAAAAAUUGUCGGUGAAGAUGAAUCAGCAUUCAUUCCAAGAGGACGAAAGAAGAAUAUUGGAAGUAGAUUGGGAGAACAAAGAAAGGAUUCUUGAAGAUUAUUGGAAUGAAGCCAAACAAAUUUUAAACAGAAUCAAAGGGCUUGAAAAUGAACAAGAGGAAAAUAUCAGAAGAGAAAUAUUAAUUAAUGACGAUACCCCUCAAGAAAAGUUUUUUCAGGCUAUGACCCAAUACCGUCAAACAAAUUCCAGCAAGCAGCCUUUAGAGAACAGCAAAAUAUAUUCAAAAAUGAAACACCCUCUACAAAAUACUAUUUCUAAAGUGCAGAAUACUUCUAAAUUUGAAAAGAGUUCUUCUAGUAGAGAACAAUUGAAGCCUGCCAUUUGGAAUUCAACUGAUGCUUCGCUCGCUCAAAAUGAUCAUAAUAAUCUUUAUGCAGCUGAAAAAACAACAACACCCAACAUAAAUGAAGCUUAUAUUACAAAUAAAAACAGUUUUUGUGAUUUUAGGAAAGUUGAUGCCCAAGCAAGUGAAAUCAUUUUUAAGAAACCAGAUUGUGUAGUAAAAAGCCCAAUGCGAAAGAUUCAACAUUCAGGUUGUAGAAUAGGAAGACUUUCCUUAAACAGCCGAAACUUUAGCAAGACUCUACAAUCUUGUCCAUAUCUGUGUGAACAACACAAAAUUAUUCUUGAAUCUGAGAUGGAAUAUAAAAGGAAAUUGAGAAGAUCCAUUGUGGCUCACGAGAAUACUUCUGCAUAUAAUAGUAAUCACGAUGACCGGAGAGUCAGCUGCAAGAGAAGCUCAACAACUAUGAAAGAGUUAGCAAAUUUUCAAUGUGAUGCACAUUCUAAGAACCAAACAAUGAAACAGAACUAUAGCCUUCAAGACCUGGACCUGAGCGAAAACCAUCCAUUUGAAAAGGAGAGUACUGAAUGUUGCAGUAUACAGAAUACUGAAACUCUAUCAAAUAGGUCUACAACAACUUUAAAGAAAAGGAGAAUCAGGAAAGAUUUUACGUCAGAAGAAAUAAGUUAUCUUUUUGAAGGUGUAAGGAAAAUGGGGCAUCAUUGGAAUUCAAUUUUAUGGGCUUACCCAUUUCAGAAAGGACGGACGAAUGUUGAUCUUGCUAAGAAAUACUGCAAGUUACAGAAGAAUGGAAAGAGCAGAAAUACCCAACCUCGGUGA
Thamnophis elegans (Western terrestrial garter snake) is the source of this 2301-nucleotide messenger RNA. RefSeq names its product telomere repeat binding bouquet formation protein 1 (gene TERB1). The record is from RefSeq and is a predicted model, not a curated record. The transcript is spliced from 17 exons. NCBI's taxonomy places the organism in Eukaryota, Metazoa, Chordata, Lepidosauria, Squamata, Natricidae. The coding region runs from base 1 to 2301 and encodes 766 amino acids. Gene Ontology annotation, biological process: homologous chromosome pairing at meiosis; meiotic attachment of telomere to nuclear envelope.